AUGCGUGUCACAGCACCCGAACAAGUACACAAUGAAGCUUCCAAGCCCGUCCAACAUCCGGCCCACGUCGUGAUCGAAGCUGGACCGCAUGAACAAUCGAUCCUUCACGACCGUCCCUUCGAAGCAUCACUGGCCACUUUGCCCGACAACAUCUCCCGCCGCGUCCUUCUCAACUACGUCCCCGAAACAUGUCCUACCACCCAGGUCCUGCAAGCUGUCCGCAGCAACGUCGGUCUCGUGGACGUCUUCCGCUGCCCCCAACUCCUAGGGCAGCCUGACGACGCCCACUUCGACACCGUGGCAAUCAACUUCUACGAUCCCGACGACGCGCGCCUCUACGUGGCGCACUGCCGACAAUACCCCGCCUUCCUCGAGGGCGCUGACCAGGUCGCCUAUCAACUACACGUCCAGGAUCUGCCCCGCUGUCCACGAGAGGCACUCGCCCAGUCUGUCGAGCGCAUGGUCGACGAGGGCUACACCCGCACCUAG
Emericellopsis cladophorae is the source of this 489-nucleotide messenger RNA. RefSeq lists its product as uncharacterized. NCBI's taxonomy places the organism in Eukaryota, Fungi, Ascomycota, Sordariomycetes, Hypocreales, Bionectriaceae. The coding region runs from base 1 to 489 and encodes 162 amino acids. The transcript has a single exon. The record is from RefSeq and is a predicted model, not a curated record.